GAGAGAGAGAGAGAGAGAGGGAGAGAAGGAGGGAUGUUACAAUUAGGGUUGCAAGGUUGACCCGCCAAAUCCUCUCCGCUCAAUCAACCUUAAUUUUAUCGGUUUGCUCAUCCGGCAUUGCAUUCUUAUGAAUCGGAUCCUGACCCGGAUCCUUCAAUUUACUGAUUCGGACUCGAACCGGCUCUCUCUCCGGCAAUGGCGGAGAAAUCUUCGCCAUCUGCGUCGGCGAACAGAUCGGAAGCUCCUAAGGACUCCUCGAUGACACAAAGUGAAGAAAAUAACCUGACUGUUAAGGAGGUUUUAUCUGUAAUAGCUUUAUUAAAGAAGCAAGUUACAGUCGACCGGUCUGUUUCUGUAAAGAAAAGAUUGGAAGAAAACAGGCAAAAAGUGGGUGGUAUAACGAGCCAUCUUUAUAAAUUGUCAAAUGAACGAAGAAGCAGUUGGAUUAGUGACUCUGAUAGUGCUUUGGAUCUAUUGACUAAGAGACAGAAAGAUGCACUUGGUAUGCAAAAUGGAAUUGACGUGAGUAAUGGGGAUAAGGAUAGUCAUAGCUAUCAAGAAGCUUCUACAGCAGUUCUUAUGGGAUCUAGUAUUCCAGUAAAGAAUGCUGUUCGUCCUAUUAAGCUUACAGAAGUGAAAAAGCUACCGCCGUAUACUACAUGGAUAUUUCUAGACAGAAAUCAAAGAAUGACGGAGGAUCAAUCAGUGGUGGGUCGAAGGAGAAUCUAUUAUGAUCAAAAUGGUGGUGAAGCACUUAUCUGCAGUGACAGUGAGGAGGAAGUAAUUGAGGAAGAAGAGGAAAAGAGAGAUUUUGUGGAAUCUGAAGACUUUAUUCUUCGCAUGACUAUCAAGGAAGUUGGUUUGUCUGAUCCAGUAUUGGAAUCACUAGCACAAUGUUUUUCUAGAAGUCCUCCUGAAGUCAAGGCAAGAUAUGAAACUCUUAUGAAGGAGGAGAAGGAUGCUGGGGCCUCUAAGAAUGCAGAUAUUGAAGCACAAAAUUGGAAUUCCUUUCUUGAAAAAGAUCUUGAAGCAGGUCUCGAUUCUUUCGACAAUUUAUUUUGUAGACGAUGCCUUGUCUUUGAUUGCAGAUUACAUGGAUGUUCUCAGGACCUUAUCUUUCCUGCUGAUAAACAAACUCCAUGGAGCCAUCCAGAUGAAGAAAAUGCACCAUGUGGCCCGCAUUGCUAUCGUUUGGUACUGAAGUCAGAAAGAAAUGGCACAGUCAGCUCUCCAAUCAAUACUGAAGAAAAGUCCAACUCUUCAUCUGAUGGUGUUGGGGCACAAACAUCAUUCCGUAAGAAACCUUCUGGUCCAUCUGCUAGGAGGAAGGUAAAGUCCUGCCAAAGUGAAAGUGCCUCGUCCAAUGCUAAAAAUCUUUCAGAAAGUAGUGACUCAGAGAUUGGACCCAGGCCUGAAGACUCCUCAUCUAUUCCCCAGUUAUCACCUUCCAAGAAUAAAAUUGCUGGAAAAUCUGGAAUUCGCAAAAGGAAUAGCAAGCGAGUUGCUGAACGUGUAUUAGUUUGCAUGCGUAAGAGGCAGAAGAAGAUGGCAGCUUCUGAUUCUGAUUCUGUUGUGAGUGGAGGUGUUAUGCCUGCUGAUAUAAAACUCAGGUCUAAUGCACGAAAAGAAAACGAAGAGACUAUGUCUUCUUCACAGAAGAAUGUCAAAUCUCCAAACACAGGAAGGUCUAGGAGGAAAGAGUGGCCAUUACAGGAAGGACUGCAAGGCGAAGUUCCUGAAGUUCCUUCUAGCGAGACUAUUAAUGAUUUGCCUCGGACUAGUGGCAAUGAUGGCCUGAGAAAAGAAGAGUUUGUGGAUGAAAACAUAUGUAAACAAGAAGCAAGUGAUCAUAAAUCUUGGAAAGCUAUUGAAAAAGGUCUUUUUGAGAAAGGUGUGGAGAUUUUUGGCAGGAACAGCUGUUUGAUUGCCAGAAAUCUGUUAAAUGGUUUGAAGACAUGUUGGGAGGUUUUCCAAUACAUGACCUGCUCUGACAAUAAACUGGCUUGCCAUGCAGCUGAUGGUGUUAUAUCUCUUCUUGAAGGUUAUUCCAAGUUUGACCUUAAUGGAAACAUGGGAAAUAAUGAAGUAAGACGGAGAUCAAGAUUCUUACGUAGAAGGGGUAGAGUCCGUCGCUUGAAAUAUACCUGGAAAUCAGCUGCGUAUCACUCAAUCAGGAAACGGAUUACUGAGAGAAAAGAUCAGCCAUGCCGGCAGUAUAAUCCAUGUAGUUGUCAAACAGCUUGUGGAAAGCAAUGUUCCUGUCUUUUAAAUGGGACCUGCUGCGAAAAAUACUGCGGAUGUCCAAAGAGUUGCAAGAAUCGAUUUAGAGGUUGUCAUUGUGCUAAAAGUCAAUGUCGAAGCCGUCAGUGUCCAUGCUUUGCUGCAGACAGGGAAUGUGAUCCAGAUGUUUGUAGAAAUUGUUGGGUCAGUUGUGGUGAUGGCACUGGCAGUCUUGGGGUUCCUCCGCAAAGAGGUGACAAUUAUGAAUGCAGAAAUAUGAAGCUUCUUCUCAAACAACAACAAAGGGUCUUGCUUGGAAGAUCUGAUGUUUCUGGAUGGGGAGCUUUCUUGAAGAAUAGUGUUGGCAAGCAUGAAUACCUCGGUGAGUACACUGGGGAGCUGAUUUCACAUCGGGAAGCAGAUAAGCGUGGAAAGAUAUAUGACCGUGAAAAUUCUUCAUUUCUCUUCAAUCUGAAUGAUCAGUUUGUUCUUGAUGCUUACCGAAAGGGUGACAAAUUGAAGUUUGCCAACCAUUCUCCUGAUCCUAAUUGCUAUGCAAAGGUCAUUAUGGUUGCAGGGGAUCAUCGGGUGGGUAUAUUUGCCAAAGAACGAAUUAAUGCAGGAGAGGAACUUUUCUAUGACUAUCGUUAUGAGCCUGACAGGGCUCCUGCUUGGGCUAGAAAGCCUGAGGCAUCUGGGUCCAAAAAAGAGGAUGGUGCUCCAAGUGGACGUGCUAAGAAGCUUGCUUAACCUGACCAUUUAUUUACAUCCUAAAUUCAAAUUUUUUGCCAUUCUUUCACAGGUAGAAGGAUCAUUCUCAUUGAUAGAUGAUAGGAAAGGUGAAUGUUCUAUCAUUUUGUUGGAGGGGCCAUUGUCAUCUCCACUGAUAACUUAUUUGAUUUUUGCCUUUAAUUCAACUUUAUUGCCAGACUAGACUGUGUUCAUUAAAGCUGGAAAAAGAAAAUCACCAUCUUCGAUGGAUUAAUAUCUCACCUGACAUGACAUCAAACUUUUUCUUGUAAACGGCAAAUACUAAAAUCAAUCAUGCUGGCCUCCUUUUUGUUA
Molecule: messenger RNA, 3285 nt
Organism: Theobroma cacao (cacao)
Lineage: Eukaryota; Viridiplantae; Streptophyta; Magnoliopsida; Malvales; Malvaceae
Gene: CLF
Product: SET domain-containing protein
Biological process (GO): heterochromatin formation
Cellular component (GO): PcG protein complex; nucleus
Molecular function (GO): chromatin binding; histone H3K27 methyltransferase activity; protein binding
Source: RefSeq, a predicted model, not a curated record